AUGAUCAAACUAAAAGUUCAAUUUGGUAAAUAAAUCUAUUUUUAUUACAUUCCUAUAUUGGGUGUCAUCUAAAUCUAUAGAUCAUCAGCUAAAAAAGGUAAUCCUUAAUAAUGGGUUAUUGAUAUUAUCACUAAGCAUCCAGAAGUGAAAUUAAUAGUUUCCAAUUCUGUCACUAAACCUGUAUUUAUCAUAGUUGAUCCAGAAUAUUACAAACCACUCUAUUAAGAUCACCAUCUUGUUGUAAAACAUGAUUAAAGUGGAAUUAAAGAGUAUAAUUUCAUUUUUAACACUAGUUUUCUUUUAAGCAAAGGCUUAUUGUUUGCAGAAGGUGAAAAAUGGAAAGAAUAAAGAAAUCUUCUUGGUGAACAUUUUCUCUAUGAUAAGCUUAAGGAUAGAAUUCCAAUGAUGAAUUAAGUAGUAAGAAAUACAAUCAAUGAUAAUUAAUUUGUAGAUAAAGUAUUCUAGUUUAUUUGUUCAAUAACUGGAGAAGUUGUUAUUAGAAGUUUUUUUGGAGUAGAAGCAGAAGGAUGGAAAAUUAAUGGAAAACCAGCAUAAAUUGAAUUAGGUGAAAUCUUAAAAUCUUUUGUUUUAGUUAGAUUUAGCAAUUUCUUCAUUUAUUUUAAAUAAAAACUUCUAGGAUUAAAAUCUUGGGAUUAUUGUUUAAAAGCAGAAAAAUUGAUUUUGAAUAGAGUUAUUAAAUUCAAAUAAGAUCUAAACGAAAUUAUUUCUAAAAGAAAAAUAAAAAUAGAAAAAGAAGGUAGAAAAUUAGAUAAUGGAGACUUUCUUGAUGUGUAUUUAAAUAAGUUAUCCAAAUUAAAUGAAAAUGAAGAUAUUAUAUCUUAAUUUAUUACACUUUUCUUAGCUGGUACUGAAACAACUGGAGCAUUAGUAUCAAAUUCCUUACUUUUUUUAUCAGAAAAUACAUCAUACUUAUAAGAAUUAAGAGAUGAAGUAAAAUCACUCAUAAAUGAUGGAGAUAUUACAGCAGAUAUAUUAAAUAAAUUAAUUUAUAUGGAAUGUUUCUUAAAAGAAGUCAUGAGAAUUAAACCAUCUGUUGUUCAUCCUAUUGUAAGAUAAGCUAAAUCUGAUAUCUAAAUUAAAGAUCUAUUUAUUAAAAAAGGAUCCUAUAUUCUAUUAGGUAGCUUCUUGGCUAAUAUCAAUUCAAAUCAUUAUGAAAAACCAUUAGAAUUCAAUCCAAAGAGAUGGUUACAAUCAAAACCAAUCUAAUAAGACAAUGGUUUUGUCAACAUUCCUUUUGCUGCAGGAGGAAGGAAUUGCAUAGGAUAGCAUAUGGCCAUGAUUGAAACUAAAAUCAUUUUAGCUCAUAUUAUCAGAAAAUAUAAUAUAAUAAAGAAUCCUCAAUAAUCCAAGGUUAAUUGGUUAUCAAGAGGAAUUUAAACAUAUCUGCCUGACGAUGCUAUUCAUCUUAAUAAAUUAGUGUGA
Paramecium pentaurelia is the source of this 1443-nucleotide messenger RNA. NCBI's taxonomy places the organism in Eukaryota, Ciliophora, Oligohymenophorea, Peniculida, Parameciidae. The record is from the annotation of a GenBank genome assembly.